AUGGCCCAGUGCAACCAUUCAAAAGAGCUUUCUCUCCAGAGCACAUCAAAUGAGUCACUGAAUGCCACGGUGUGGGAUGAGACCACACUGCUAGGGCUGAAGAUCUUACUGGCAGUCGUUCUGUCUGUUAUAACUCUGGCAACCAUUCUUUCAAAUUCCUUUGUAAUUAUCACCAUUUUUCUCACUAGAAAGCUUCAUACACCUGCAAAUUAUCUCAUUGGCUCCUUGGCGGUGACUGAUCUCUUAGUUUCUAUCUUAGUAAUGCCAAUCAAUAUUGCUUAUACUGUCAGCCACACGUGGACCAUUGGUCAAGUUAUGUGCGAUAUCUGGUUAUCGUCAGACAUCAUCUGCUGCACAGCCUCAAUCCUGCACCUCUGUGUUAUUGCACUGGACAGAUACUGGGCCAUCACAAAUGCUUUGGAAUAUGCAAAAUGUCGGACAGCCGGUAGAGCAACCCUCGUGAUAGCUGUUGUCUGGGUGAUCGCUAUUUGUAUUUCUAUGCCACCACUUUUCUGGAGACAGGCAAAAGCUCAUGAAGAAAUGGCAGACAGUACUGUGAACACUGAUCAGAUUUCCUACACAAUCUAUUCAACCUGUGGAGCUUUCUAUAUCCUGAUUGUGCUCCUUGUUAUACUGUGUGGGAGAAUUUACGUAGCAGCUCGAUCCAGGAUUCUUAAGCCACCUUCAAUAUAUGGAAAAUGAUUUACCACAGCCCAACUGAUUACUGGCUCCAUUGGGUCUUCUCUCUGCUCCAUUAACUCUAUCCUUCACGAGGGGCAUGCUCAUUCAGGGGGCUCCCCAGUAUUUAUCAAUCAUGUGAAAAUCAAACUGGCAGAUAGUGUCCUGGAAAGGAAAAGAAUUUCUGCUGCAAGAGAAAGGAAAGCCACAAAAACUCUGGGCAUUAUCCUGGGAGCUUUUAUUUUCUGCUGGCUGCCAUUCUUUGUUGUGACCCUGGUCCUGCCCAUCUGUCAGGAUGCCUGCUGGUUUCAUCCAAUCCUAUUGGACUUUUUUAAGUGGCUAGGUUACUUAGGCCUUGCCUUAAACUCGCUUAUCAAUCCAGUCAUAUACACUGUUUUUAAUGAAGAGUUUAAACAGGCCUUCCAGAAACUAAUCCAGUUAAAAAAAUGUUCUUAG
This is a messenger RNA of Malaclemys terrapin pileata, 1134 nucleotides long. It is a transcript of the gene HTR1D, whose product is annotated as 5-hydroxytryptamine receptor 1D. Lineage: Eukaryota; Metazoa; Chordata; Testudines; Emydidae. Gene Ontology annotation, molecular function: G protein-coupled serotonin receptor activity; neurotransmitter receptor activity. Gene Ontology annotation, biological process: G protein-coupled receptor signaling pathway, coupled to cyclic nucleotide second messenger; vasoconstriction; regulation of locomotion. The record is from RefSeq and is a predicted model, not a curated record. Gene Ontology annotation, cellular component: plasma membrane; dendrite.